Molecule: messenger RNA, 921 nt
Organism: Mus caroli (Ryukyu mouse)
Lineage: Eukaryota; Metazoa; Chordata; Mammalia; Rodentia; Muridae
Product: vomeronasal type-1 receptor 90-like
Biological process (GO): G protein-coupled receptor signaling pathway
Cellular component (GO): membrane
Molecular function (GO): pheromone receptor activity
Source: RefSeq, a predicted model, not a curated record
AUGAACAGAAACGACCCAGUAUACAAUAUCAAUGGCAUAAGAAAUGCUUUUUUUUCUGAAAUUGCCUUUGGGGUCUCAGCCAACACCAUCCUCCUGCUCUCCCACGUGGUCACAUUCUUUCAGGAACUCAGGCACAAGCCCAUCAACAUAACUAUUGGUGUCCUGGCUCUAAGCCACAUCGUGAUGCUGCUGGCCAUGGCUGCCAUGGCUACAGAUAUUUUGGGGUCCCAGGGGUUUUGGGAUGACUUCACAUGUAAAUCAGUGAUCUCCUUGUACAGGCUGAUGAGGGGUGUCUCUAUUUGUGCGACGUGUCACCUGAGCAUCCUCCAGGUCAUCCUCCUCAGCCCCAGAAGUUCCUGUUUGGCAAAGGUCAAACCAAACUCCCUCUGGCACAACUUGUGCUGCUUUCUCUUCCUGUGGGCCUUCCACAUGUCCAUUAAUGGCUUCGCGAACUCCAUUGUGGUUGCCCACAAUGUGACCUCACACAUUCUUAUACUGGUCACUAAAUCCUGCUCUCUCUGGGUUGUUAGUGACAUCAUGAGACACUUACUUUCUAUACUGGCUGUCUUCCGGGAUACCUCUCUAGUAGGGCUCAUGGUACUUUCAAGUGUAUACAUGGUGACUGUCUUGUGCAGACAUAAAAAGCAGUGUCAGUACCUUCACAACACCAGCAUUUCCCGCAAAGCAUCCCCAGAGCAGAGGGCCAUCCGGAACAUUCUGUUGCUAGUGAGUUUCUUUUUGGUCACGUACUGUCUGGAUUCCAUUGCCUCCUCCUGGAGAGUUAUGUGGAAUAAUGACUCAACCCAUCGCUGUGUUCAGAUGUUUGUGUCCAAUGGCUAUGCCACGUUCAGUCCUUUGGUGUUCAUCAGUACUGAACAACGUAUAAUUAACUUUUUGAAAACCACACAGGGCCAACAGUAA